UCCUCCUGUCCGUAUGGGGGCAGUCUUUCUGGUUUCACCAAACCGUCUGAAGUGACAGCAAAGGCAACAUGGCAGCGCGCAUGGUUUAAAUACUAACGUGAAGGUCCUUUUUCGGGUGUACGCGAGCACAUAUCAUCAAACCAGCAGGCAAAGGGGACGGACAGACGUGUGGCAGGCCAGACACCUAGACAAUGUCGAAGAUAUCUAAAGCAGCCAGGGUGGUGAAAAAGGUGGAUACUGGAUCUGUGAUCAAAGCAAUUUUAAGGUCCGGCCAGGCAGCUCCUGGGCCUCCACUGGGCCCCAUCCUAGGACAGAAAGGAAUUCCCAUCGGGACCUUCUGCAAAGACUUCAAUGAGAAAACCAAAGACCUCAAAGAAGGCAUUCCUCUUCCCAUCAAGAUCAGCGUGAAGUCGGACAGGACGUAUGACCUGAAAAUCGGGCAGCCCACUGUGUCUUACUUCUUGAAACAAGCCGCCGGCAUUGAAAAAGGAGCUAGAAAAACUGGGCAUGAGAUCGCAGGUAUGGUGACGGUGAGGGCCGUAUAUGAGAUCGCACGGGUCAAAUCACAGGAUGACAGCUUUAAGCUGCGAGACAUCUCUAUGCAGAACGUUGUCAAGAGCAUCAUCGGUUCAGCCAGAUCCCUCGGCAUCAAAGUCGUCAAUGACCUGUCACCGGAAGAGUACGGGAAGUUUCUCAGAGAGCGUGAGGAGAGACUGAAGGCAGAAGCCGAGGCAGCAGCCGCUGAGGCAGCAGCAGCAGCAACAGCAGCGAGGAGGAGAUGAAGAGCUGCUGUGUGCUAUUUAUCAAUACAAAACCCCCGUUCACAUGGAUUUGACUGCUAUUCCGAAUAUGUUUUUCUAAUAAAAUGCGGCUCAUUUGCAUCCAAA
Messenger RNA from Puntigrus tetrazona (Sumatra barb), 887 nucleotides. It is a transcript of the gene mrpl11, whose product is annotated as mitochondrial ribosomal protein L11. Gene Ontology annotation, cellular component: mitochondrial large ribosomal subunit; ribosome. Gene Ontology annotation, biological process: translation. Gene Ontology annotation, molecular function: large ribosomal subunit rRNA binding; structural constituent of ribosome. Bases 192 to 782 code for a protein of 196 amino acids. The transcript has 6 exons. The record is from RefSeq and is a predicted model, not a curated record. Lineage: Eukaryota; Metazoa; Chordata; Actinopteri; Cypriniformes; Cyprinidae.